Molecule: messenger RNA, 735 nt
Organism: Rhododendron vialii
Lineage: Eukaryota; Viridiplantae; Streptophyta; Magnoliopsida; Ericales; Ericaceae
Product: receptor-like serine/threonine-protein kinase NCRK
Exons: 1
Coding region: 44-322 (92 amino acids)
Source: RefSeq, a predicted model, not a curated record
UCCAAAGUUCGAUGUUUAUAGCUACAGAGUGGUGGUGCUGGAAAUGGUCACGGGAAAGAGCCCGAUGACAACGGGUGAUCAGGGGUCUGGAAAUAUAGGGGAGAUGGAACAGAGAGGGCUAGUGAAGUGGGUUAGGGAGAAGAUGAAUGGGACUGGAGAUAAUGAACUAUGGCUUGAAGAGAUCAUUGAUCCAAUGAUGAAGGGUAAAUGUGAUUUAAGGAAGAUGGGAAUACUGGUUCAAGUGGCAAUGGAAUGUGUAGUGGAAGAUAAAGAUGCAAAACCAACCAUGAGUCAGGUUAAAGAGAGGCUUCUACCCCAUUAAAACAGAUGACUAUUAAGAGGAAAAGUGUAUAAAAGAUUGACUUGAAAUCAAGGGUUCCCAUCAUCUGGUUUCUGACUUUCACUUUAUGCAUGCAUCCUUUCAAAAUAGUCUAGUCUUUUGUAUAAUUAUGCAUCAUUCAAAUAUGCUCUAGCUAUUAGAUAGUAAUCUGCACAACUUCUUGUUGAUGAAGCACCAUCUAAUUGGUUGUUGCAAAAAUAUAGCUUCUUAUUCAGUUGUCAAUAAAAUUGUCAUAUUAGCAUGAUGUAUACAUUGUUGCGCUAUGUGUUCCGUUAAUAUCAUUACUCUAAAUCACAUCUCAUCCACCAGACAAAAAUGACCAAUCAUCAGCCUCUUUCAAAAGCACUGUUUACUGAAAAACUGAUAUACAACAAAAUGCUAGCAGAUGUCAAAAA